GUUUUAAAACUGUUUACUUCAGUACUAAAGAUAAAUCACAGAGAAAGCAGCUAUAACUCCAGUGACCAUGCAGAGUCCAGUGUGUUUGAUAGACAAUGAUGUGGAUGGGAAGAUGUGUGUCAAGGAGUCAGCACUGCAGAUCCUGCAGAAGAUCGAGCAGCCAGUGGUGGUGGUGGCUGUGGUGGGACUCUACCGCACCGGGAAGUCCUACCUGAUGAACUGCCUCGCAGGGAAACAAACAGGAUUUGAAUUGGGCAGCACUAUUGAAUCUAAGACAAAGGGCAUCUGGAUGUGGUGUUUACCCCACCCCACUAAAGCAGGGACCACUCUGGUGCUGCUGGACACUGAGGGACUCGGAGAUGUGGACAAGGGGGAUUCAAAGCAUGAUACCAAGAUCUUCUGUCUGGCUGUCCUUCUUAGUAGCACUUUAGUGCUUAACAGCCAAGGUACAAUUGACAACAAGGCUAUUGAGGAACUGCAAUAUGUAACAGAGUUGACUGAGUAUAUCAAGGUCAAAUCAUCUGAUGAUGAAGAUGACACUGAGUUUGUUAAAUUCUUCCCUAGUUUCAUCUGGGUUGUGAGGGACUUCACCCUGGAACAAAAAAUCAAAGGCAAAUCUGUAACCGAUGACCAAUACUUAGAAUUUGCCUUGAAGCUGAAACCAGGCAAUUCAAGACCAGUUAAAGAGUUCAACCUUGCAAGAGAAUGCAUCCGAAAUUAUUUCCCAUCCCGGAAUUGUUUUACAUUCCCAUUUCCAACCACCUCAGAGAAAGUGUCUCGUCUGGAGAGCUUGGAUUCUGCUGACCUUUCCUCUGAGUUCCUUGAGGUCACAGAUAGUUUCUGCAAGUUUAUCUUUGACAAGAGUGAAAUGAAAAAGCUGAAAGAUGGAUACAUAGUCACAGGCAGAGUACUCGGCCAGCUGGUGAAGACAUAUGUAGAAACAAUUUCCAGUGGCCAAGUACCAUUUCUGGAGAAUGCUGUGUUGACUGUGUCAGUGAUUGAGAAUGAGGCUGCAGUGAAGGAGGGCCUUCAGGUGUACCAGAGUGGAAUGGAGAAGCUGAAGGACUCCUUCCCUCUGGAACUGAGUGAUGUGUGUGCAGAACACCAACGUCUUAGCAGCAUGGCGACACAAACCUUCAUGAAGCGUUCCUUUAAGGACAGUGAGGGGACAUACAUGAAAUGUCUAGAGGAAGAAAUGAAUAAACUCUUUGAUGGAUACCUGCACCAAAAUGAGGAGGCUUCAAAGAAAAGAUGUGAGAAUCUCCUGACAACCCUCUCUGCACCAAUGACCGAAAACCUCAAGAAAGGUUUUUAUGCCAUAGCUGGUGGUUAUGUUCUCUUCUCCCAGGAUCUCAAAGAAAUUGUAAAGAAAUACAAAACUCAAGCCAACAAGGGAGUCAAAGCGGAAGACACACUAGAAGAGUUUCUGAAGCAGAAGUCUGUGGAUUCUAACGCCAUUCUGCAAGCUGACAAAAAACUGACAGAGAAAGAGAGAAAGAUCAUGGAGCAACAAGAGAAGGCUGUUCUCCUGGCUCAAGAAAUAAACACCAAGGAUCAGAAACAGAGACAAUUAGUGGAGAAAAUGGAAGCAGAGAGACAGAGUAAUGAAGAGAGGUUGAGGCAAAUGAAGAAGAAGAUGGAUGAGGAGAUGAUACUUCAGAGAGAGGAGGCUGAGCGUGGUAUUUACAGUAAACUGAGGGAGCAGGCUGCUCUUUUGGAGAAGGGCUUUAAGGAGAAGGCUGACAGGAUGACUAAAGAGAUAGAAGACUUUAAGAGGAAAAAUAAGGAAGCAGAAAAGAAAAGUGACAAGCUUUUUAAAAAGGUGAUAGAAAACAUGAACAAAAGACAUGAUGAAACUGUGAAUUUGAUGAUGAGGCAACACAGCGAGCAGAUGAAUACAAUCAUGAGCAUGCAGAGACCUUCAUCAGACUCUUCCGCACUACUCUUAGGUCUGCUACUUGGUGGUCUCACUGGUGGCUCAGACUCAAGCACAUGCUCAUACUCAUGCUGUUCACGUCCCUGUUGUUAACCCUUGUGCACUCCUCAUUUGGGAGCCACACUCAUGGUCUUUACUCAUGGACACCUGAAAUGUAACUUUCUUUUUCUCAGUAAAAUCAAUCUAAUAUG
This is a messenger RNA of Carassius auratus (goldfish), 2127 nucleotides long. RefSeq names its product guanylate-binding protein 1-like. Gene Ontology annotation, molecular function: GTPase activity; GTP binding. The record is from RefSeq and is a predicted model, not a curated record. Lineage: Eukaryota; Metazoa; Chordata; Actinopteri; Cypriniformes; Cyprinidae. The coding region runs from base 68 to 2029 and encodes 653 amino acids. The transcript is spliced from 10 exons.